Molecule: messenger RNA, 1897 nt
Organism: Osmerus eperlanus (European smelt)
Lineage: Eukaryota; Metazoa; Chordata; Actinopteri; Osmeriformes; Osmeridae
Gene: map2k4a
Product: mitogen-activated protein kinase kinase 4a
Exons: 12
Coding region: 293-1552 (419 amino acids)
Biological process (GO): MAPK cascade; protein phosphorylation
Molecular function (GO): JUN kinase kinase activity; ATP binding
Source: RefSeq, a predicted model, not a curated record
GCUGUCAGUCAGUGAGGUGUCUGCGUGUCUAAUGGAACAGUGGUCACAGGUUGGACUAAAACGGACAUAUCAGUUAACGAUUAAUUGUGUUUCUUAGAUAGAUAUACAUAAAGAACCACCACUGUGCCGUAAAAGUUGUACCUCGUCUCAUCAUUCAAUUCCAUUUUUGGAUUCAGAUCUUCCUUCUGUCUGUGUCUGGAGUGAAGAGGGUGAAGUUGGUUGCUCGCCUAGUCUACUCUGCAUUGCAGCCGAGUGGUGCUGCUGCUGCUGCUGUAGGAAUUCAAACACAACAAUGGCGACUCCCAGUCCUAACACUAACACCAACUCAACAACACCAACCAGCCACAACAGCAAUACCGCAGGAUCGACAGCAACGUCACAUCACCACCAAACCCAGUCGCAACACAUAACCACAAUGAGCAGCAUGCAAGAAUCCAACACGUGCUGGAGGUGCCAGAGUGAAACAGGUAAACGUAAAGCGCUGAAGUUAAACUUCGCCAACCCUCCGAUCAAGUCCACGACCAGAUUCACCCUGAAUACAGCCGGACCCCCCUUCCAGAACCCUCACAUAGAGCGUCUGCGGACCCACAGCAUCGAGUCGUCAGGGAAGCUGAAGAUCUCGGCGGAGCAGCACUGCGACUUUACGGCCGAGGACCUGAAGGACCUGGGGGAGAUCGGCCGCGGGGCCUACGGCUCCGUCAACAAGAUGGUUCACAAGCCCAGCAACCAGAUCAUGGCUGUCAAGAGGAUCCGCUCCACGGUGGAUGAGAAGGAGCAGAAGCAGCUGCUGAUGGACCUGGACGUGGUGAUGAGGAGCAGCGACUGUCCCUACAUCGUCCAGUUCUACGGAGCUCUCUUUAGAGAGGGCGACUGCUGGAUCUGUAUGGAACUAAUGUCUACCUCCUUCGAUAAAUUCUACAAAUAUGUAUAUUGUGAAUUAGACGACGUGAUUCCAGAGGAAAUAUUAGGCAAAAUAACAUCAGCUACUGUGAAAGCACUAAACCACUUAAAAGAGAACUUGAAAAUCAUCCACAGAGACAUCAAGCCCUCUAACAUCCUCCUGGACAGGAAUGGUAACAUCAAGCUGUGUGACUUCGGUAUCAGUGGACAGCUGGUGGAUUCCAUCGCUAAGACCAGAGACGCCGGCUGUAGGCCUUACAUGGCUCCUGAGAGGAUAGACCCCAGCGCCUCACGACAAGGCUACGACGUCCGAUCUGAUGUCUGGAGUCUGGGAAUCACACUGUAUGAGCUGGCCACAGGCCGGUUCCCCUAUCCCAAGUGGAACAGUGUGUUUGACCAGCUGACCCAGGUGGUGAAGGGAGAACCUCCCCAGCUCUGCAGCUCUGAGGAUAGGCAGUUCUCCCUCAAGUUCAUCAGCUUUGUCAACCUGUGCCUUACCAAGGACGAGUCCAAGAGGCCGAAAUACAAAGAGCUGCUGAAACAUUCGUUCAUCUUGAUGUUUGAGGAGCGGUCUGUGGAUGUGGCGAUCUACGUGUGCAGGAUCCUGGAUCAGAUGCCCACCUCGCCUAGCUCCCCCAUGUACGUGGACUGAACCGCCACAACGACAAACAUAAAAACAAACUGGUGUAAAGAUUUGCUUCUUCCCAUUACGGCAGUGUUAAAGAGAGGAAACGCCUACGACUCCAUGUGCAAUGAGACUGAUGUUCAUCUCAGUCAUGUCUGUGUUCAAUCUAUAUUCUCAAACACACACACACACACGCACUCAUGUAAGUUUAAGUAACUGAAUGAAUAUUCCAGGGUAUUGUGCUAUCGUCAUGCUAUGGAAGGCCUCAUCUCUACAAUAUGGAAACGGUUACAGUGAUUUCAAAUCUGGAAUGAUGUAUUUAUAGAGUAAAUCACAUAUGGAUUAUAUGAUUGAAAAGACUGUUAUGAUCGA